GGGUAGAUGAGAAAAGAAAGAGAGAAAGAGUGAGCAAGAGAGAGAGAGAGAGAGAGAGAGAGAGAGAGAGAAAGAGAGAAAAGUCGUGGAUUCUGGCUGAUCCGCGAGCAUUCCGUAGCAUCUCAGCACGGCAGUAGGUUUCACACCGUGAUUCGUACCCUUAGGGCUCGCAGCAGCAGCACGAGGCGGUCCUUCCACGAGGAGAAUCGUUCUCCAUAGUGUUCUUUCUCUCUCUCCCUCUCUCCCUCUCAUUCUCUCAUUCGCUCUUUCACGGCGUCUCCCUCCGCGCGUCGGUGCCGAAGGAGGCAAACACCGGUGCCGCGAGGAUCCCUCGACGUAGUCGCGCUCGACGCCUCGAACGGCGAGCGUCUUUCUUUCUCUCUCUCCCUCUCUCUCUCUCUCUCUCUCUCUCUUCCCUUCUCUAAUCUUCUCUUCUCUGUUCUAUUACCGUUCGCUAGGAAGAUACUUCAAGAGGGAUUAGAAAGAAAUUUGAUAUUUACGCGAUAAAUUUUUACAGAAGGUACCGAGAGAGGGAUUUUCCCUAAAAGGGAAAACUAAAAAAUUCUCUAUCGAGAAAAUCUAAAGGCGCACAGUGUAGAAUUGUUAGAGGGAGAAGAGAAAUAAGGGAGAUCGGUAGUGUCCUGAAGGAAUACGAUAGAGAUCGGAAUUGCUCCAGAAACUAUUCUUCCUUCUUGAGAGUAAGAGAGGGAGACGAAAGAGAAAGAGAUUCGGAGAGUCUCACGUCGAGCGUUCGAUCGUUCGUUCAUUCGCUCGCUCGCUCGUUCGUUCGUUCGUUCGUUCGUUCGUUCGUUCGUUCGUUCGUUUAUUCCUUCGCUCGUACGUUCUCCUUUUACUCUCCUUUGACAUCGUCAACGAGCCUCUUUCAAUCUCGUCUCUGAUUCGCAACGAGAGGAUCGUUAGUUCGAUCUUGCAUCGAGUAGUAGUAGACAGAGAACGACUUUUCCGUCGCGUGGGAGUCGAAUACUCGCGCUCGCGUGCGCCCGCGCUCCAACCAGCUAGCCAGUCAGCUAACGCACGUAAAUCGAGCUGACAUCGAGAUUUUCAGCGAACAUUUUCAGCGUUUAGAAAGGAGAACGAGUGUCUUAGGGAAUAUAAGAAAAGUUCUUCGUAUGAGAAGAAUCUCAUCGUCAUCGUAUCUCUCUUUCUCUCUCUCUCUCUCUUUUGUUUAUAUGCAUAUACCUACGUCUAUCCGUAGCAAGCUCGAUCUAGCAAACUCGCUGGCACACAACGCAUUGUUCUCCGUAGGUGUUUUACGAGCGUUUCGUGGAAUCUCCAAAGCAAACGUAGAAAGUGUAUGUGAGAGAGAGAGAGAGAGAGAGGAAGAGAGAGGAAGAGACAGAGGGAGGAAAGAGAGAAGGAACGAGAAAAAAAAGACACGAGCUUUAGGAAAACGAAAGAUUUGCUUUCGAAGAAACCUUGAAUACGUUGUUAAACAAAUUCCGGACAUUUAAAAAUCGUCGACUCGUUUGGAGAACCCUUCAUAAAAUAGCAUCGCGAAAUAGCCGCGUGUCUUCAUCCGUACUGACCGCCCAGUGUUAACAGCCUCGAAGGCCAGGUGUUCGAAACUUUGGUGAAACAACGUAUAAUCAGCGCUCUCCUCUCGCAGGUUCUCUCUCUCUCUCUCUCUCUCUCUCUCUCUCUCUCUUAUUCUAUCUCUGUUUCUACGUUCCGUUGACUCGACGUUUCUUAUUAAAACGACGAAGCCGAUAGCUACGGAGGAAAUGGGUCGAGAGGUUUCCGUCAGGCAAGUGUCAUUGAGUGCUUUGAAAAACAGAGACGAAGUUAUUUAACGAGUUUCGUAAGAAUAAGAAGAAAACGAAGAAGGAAAAAGAAAAAGAAAAAGAAAAGAGAAAAAGAAGAGAAACACAAAAACAACGACAACGACGAAGAUCAUAAUCUAAUCAUUUGAUUUCAUCUGUCUUUAGACGAGUUCGAUCUUCUCGAUAUAUGUAUCUCGAUUUCGGAUGUGUGCUCGAGAGCUUUUUGACAAAAAAGCAAAAAAAGAAAAGAUAAAUAAACAAACGCUCUUCGAAAAUAUCUUAGAAAGAUCUCGAAAGAUAGAUCAUAAGAGAAUUAUAGUCCAGUGAACGGUGACAAGUAUCGAGAAAAAUGAUGGGCGAACGUUUAUUCUACGAUGAGGAUGUGCGGCACUUAAUCCAUUUGACAAAGAAAAUACACGCGCCAAGUACGACUCGUUGAAAGCUCUCGUUGUUUGUCAUUCCACGUGAAACUUCCGCGCGUCGAUCUUCCUUUUGGUACACGUUGGAAAUUUCAAGUGAAUUUAUCCCUCGUCGAUGUAAGGCGUAAUUGUAUUUCACGAGGGUUAAACAAUUGCACGCUGGUUAACGACGUUGGAUAUCAUCGAUUGAAAUAUGGGCGUGCAGCACUUUCCACAAUUGGAGACGGCUCAGCUGAUGGAAAGUUACGACGUAGAAGCCUCGACGAUUUGCAUCGGUCUGAAGGGUCUCUCUCAGGGACAGGGGAAGCUUUGCCAAUUAUCCGUGGAUCAUAUGCCGAGCGUGGCGAAGGGCGCCAAAUUCGGAGUCCUCGAGUGCCAGCAUCAGUUUCGAGAUAGAAGAUGGAACUGUUCUACCGUCAAUGAUGAAACUGUUUUCGGGCCGAUCCUUAAAAUAGCGAGCAGAGAAACUGCAUUUGUACAUGCUAUCACAGCCGCGGGAGUUGUUUAUUCCAUAAGUCGAGCUUGUAGGGACGGACAAUUAUCAUCGUGCGGUUGUUCGAGGAGUAGCAGACCGAGAGAUCUUAAUCGCGAAUGGAUUUGGGGUGGAUGCGGCGAUAAUCUCGAAUAUGGAUAUAAAUUCACCCAAGCAUUCGUCGACGUAAGAGAACGCGAGCGUAGCUUCAAAAGAGGUAGUAGAGAACAAGGAAGAAGCCUAAUGAAUUUGCAUAACAACGAAGCAGGACGUAGGGCUGUUAUAAAAAGAUCUAAAGUGACAUGCAAAUGCCAUGGGGUAUCUGGCAGUUGCAGCUUGAUCACCUGUUGGCAGCAACUUGCGUCGUUUCGAGAAGUUGGUGAUCUUUUAUUGGACAAAUACGAUGGUGCAACUGAAGUCCGAGUGAACAGGCGUGGACGAUUAUCCAUGCGAGAUCCAAGAUUUUCUUUGCCCACGGCCAAUGAUUUAGUUUAUUUGGAUGACUCACCAAAUUAUUGCCUUCCAAAUGAUACUCUUGGCUCUUUAGGUACGCAUGGACGAAUUUGUAACAGAACAUCGUCCGGUAUGGAUGGAUGUAAUCUUCUCUGUUGUGGAAGGGGUUACAAUACUCAAAAGUCAACGAUAAGGGAAAGAUGCGAUUGUAAAUUCCAUUGGUGUUGCUUCGUUGAAUGUAAAACAUGUGUUAAAAACAUUGAUAUUCAUACCUGCAAAUAAGUGCACGUGUGUCAUUAUAUAAAAUAUACUUUUAAAGUUAAUACUACUUGGAAUCCAAGUUUUAUACCAUGAAGCUAUCGAGUAACGAAAAAAAUCUAUUCAGUAUGUAGGGUGUUCGAUUCAACGUGAUCAUCUACAUACCAUCCAUUUGUAUUUAAUAUUUUAAAUUAAACAUUUUUCUAUCGUUAUAUUUUUUCCAUUACGACGUACAUUUAUUACGUUGACGAUAACCAUAAGAAUUUUUGGAAAGAAGAUUAAAUUAAAUUUAACACCCUACUGACGAUGUAUAUUUUGAUAAAAAUUUUAGGAUAAUCGUACAAAUUUUAGAUGUAUACUAGAAAUUUAUGAAUGUAAUCAUAAUUUAUAAGUGUAAUUAAUUUGAUAAGAUAAUAAUUUAACGAUCAUACAUAUAUCAUACUUUUAUUUAAAUAAUUAAUUUUUCAUAUAUGUUAUUAAAAAUUAGAGGAGUACUUUUUGUAGAUGCAGUAGUAUCGAUAUAUCAUAUGGCCUAUUGGAAACUUAUAUGAACAAAGGCCUUUUACUGCACAACUGUAUUUUUGAAUUACAUUCAUCAUAUAUAUCAUCUAUAUAAUUAUCAAUAUGAUGAUAAUUAUUUAAAGUAUUUCACUUUCUAAAUACUACACAAUUUCAAAGACUCGUACUAUAAAAAUUUAUUUAUUGUCAUUUAUGAAUAAUUAGACAUUGUAAUAAAGAAAUGACUUAAGUAAUCUAUAAACGCAUCUUUAUAUUUAUGCUUGCUCAAUAAUAUAAAUCUUAAAAAUUUUAGAAACUUAUUAAAAUAUAUUUCACUUUGUGCUGUAAGGAAAAUUAAUUUAAAAUUUACAAAAACGAAUACAUUUGAAAUUUAAUAAAAUCUUGAAUUAAUAUUAAUAUAUUUAAUUAUUCUAUUUUAUUCUAUUUGUUACUAAGGUUUCAGAGUUCCUACAAAAUGUUCCACUGCAAUGUUCUAUGGUCGCAGACACAUCAAAAAUGACAUAGUUUUCCAAUGAAGAUAAGAUUGGAUAUUAUUUCCAUUAUUUGACGGUUAAAAACGGAUUUGUUUUUAUUAUUACAUAAUAAAAUGAUAAACAAUCUAUCUAGAAUAAUUUAUUAUUCUCAGACAUCUCAAAUUCGUAUCAUACAAAUUCUUAUAUACUUUUCUUAUGUAUAUUAAGCUACAAAGUUUUUGAAAUAAAAAUAACUAAAUAUAUAUUUUUAAUUCAUUAUAUUACUUCUACAUUACAAUUAAUAAAAUUGUUUCUUUUCUUUUUUAUCCAAGUAUGUUGUAAUUACAUUGAACAAC
Molecule: messenger RNA, 4710 nt
Organism: Vespa velutina
Lineage: Eukaryota; Metazoa; Arthropoda; Insecta; Hymenoptera; Vespidae
Product: protein Wnt-5b-like
Exons: 7
Coding region: 2394-3407 (337 amino acids)
Biological process (GO): cell fate commitment; canonical Wnt signaling pathway; neuron differentiation
Cellular component (GO): extracellular region
Molecular function (GO): cytokine activity; frizzled binding
Source: RefSeq, a predicted model, not a curated record